Molecule: messenger RNA, 1671 nt
Organism: Rhopilema esculentum
Lineage: Eukaryota; Metazoa; Cnidaria; Scyphozoa; Rhizostomeae; Rhizostomatidae
Product: bifunctional peptidase and arginyl-hydroxylase JMJD5
Source: RefSeq, a predicted model, not a curated record
UUAUGGUAAAGUUCUUCCUGUUCCAUCGGCCUCUGUUCCUUGUUUCUUUUUUAUGGUUGCCCCGGAAAAGGUCGUGUGAAAAGAUGGAUACAUUUUAUACUCUUUUAAGUCUAUAUCUAUUAUUAGGAACAGGUUUUUUAUGCAAUGCAGCACUUAAAGGGCAUUUAGAGCGGCUAGGUUUGCAAAGGACUCCCGAAGGCCAUGUUGAUAUUUUGACGGAGCUACCAAGUCCCGUCGAGUUUUUCGAGAAAUACGUAACUCCAGGGAGACCAGCUGUUUUUAAAGGGGCUGCAAAGAAGAUGCCUGCAUUCAAGAAAUGGGAUGAUGAGUAUCUGAGAACAAACUUUGCAGAUCUCAAGUUUGAUGUAGAAGAGGGAAAGAAAGAAAACAGAUCCUUGCGAACCUUUGUUUUUACAAUGAAAGAAUUUGUUGAUAAAUAUAAAACUGAAGAUGUAUAUAUGGUACAUAGCAUACAGAAGGAAAUGAGAGGGGAUGUAACAUUGUUACCAACUUUAACGUGUGGUGGAUAUGUAAAUUUGCUGCAGGAUAUAGUAAUGUGGUUUUCAAGUGGUGGUACCAAGUCUGUCCUUCAUGCUGAUAAUGUAGACAACAUAAAUUGCCUAUUCAGUGGAGAAAAAGAGCUGUAUAUGGUCGAUAAGAAUCACCAAGAACACAUUGAUAUUGAUGAGCCAAACGGUGGAUACAGCAAGGUCAACCCAGAUGCUGUCGACUUGGACAAGUACCCCGGCAUCGCAAGCGCACCUUGGUGGGAAGCCAAAAUGGAGGCUGGAGACUGCCUGUUCAUCCCCCUUAGUUGGUUUCAUCAAGUUCGGUCAUACAACAGAAAUAUUGCUGUUAAUGUUUGGUUCACCCACCCUCUGAAGAUAAAUGAGUCAGAUUGUGAUGGUAAGGACUGGAAAGAUAAUUACAUCCCACUGAAAAACUACAAACUUAAAUCGAAUGAUGGGGCUCGGCAACUUCUUGCACUUGAAGUAAAAGCAAAGGGAAAAAUAAGCAAGAAGAACUUUUCUAAAUUUUUAAUGAAUGCAUUGCAAGGACAACGUUCGGAGAUAAAAGAGGUGACAAACCUUGCGGACAAGAAUAAUGACAACUACAUAACAAUGGAAGAUAUUGACGCCCUGACGGAGAAGGAUUUGAAAAAAAUUCGACAAAUGAUGCCCAUGGGGGCCGACAUUGAAGAAGAGGGGGACGAGGAAGAAAACUCAGAUGGUGAAGAGGCGGAAGAAGGUGCAGAGGAAGAUAAGCAGGAACAACCCGAUGACGGCUUUCCUGAAGACGAAGGUGCAGAGGAAGAUAAGCAGGAACAACCCGAUGACGGCUUUCCUGAAGACGAAGAAGAAGCUAUUGAGGAGGGUGUGGAUAAGAAAAGCAAUACACACACAGAACUCUAACCCGUGCACCUGUAUCGUGCUUGAUCAAGCUCGAUAUUUUGUUACACUGACAGUCGCUACUAAUGAAAGAAUUGUCUUUCUGUGAAGGUGCCUGGAAAGUUUUGAGGCUACAGUGAGGGAUAACACAAAAUAUAGCUAGUGAAACGGCCUACCCCUGCAGGACCCAUGUGCUUUUCAGGACUAUUUUUUAGGACCGAUUAUAAUUGUUGGUAGAGUUGUUGUUUGCCUUUAUUAAAUGGUAUUGACCGCUGUUUCUAAA